AAGAUGAACUUAGUCAAGGGGGCAGAGCCUCCUUGCGGUUUUGUGUGCAUGAUUUAGAUUUCGAGUUUCUUUUUUGCUUGAUUCAUUUUCUACCAGGACCAUGGAUAGGAGAAAGAUUCUUUGGUUUUAUGCCAAGCAAAAAAUUAAAGCAUACAACACACUUGAUGAUUCCUCUUCUAAUGUUUCAAGGUACACACAAGCAUGUUAACUUUAUUCUUUGCUUCCUUUAGCCCUAAAUGGUACAGUGUUGCAAUCCUUUAUUAAUUCUAACUCUUAAAACUGUAAUCACACAAUCGCCCGUCUCAUCAUUCUGAUUUCUGAGAAGGCAAUGGCUGCAGCCAUCAAUUUCUCAGGACAAGCCCUGCUGCAGCAAAGCAUGAGCUUCAGAGCAAGGGAAGGAAUGGCCCUCAUCUCUUUGCCUACGAAAGGUUUAUGUAUGCCAACUCAGCAAAAGAUAAAAAUACAACAUGGAAUGUCCCUUAGAAAGCAAUUAAAGACCAAAUCCUCCACAACUCUGUCAUCAACACGCUUUGGUGAUUUUGAGUUGAGUCCAUCUCCAUUUUCUGCAUCUGAUAUGAUAGGAGAGUUCUACAAAUGCAUCAAUGAGAAGAACUCAGAGGAAUUACAUGCUUACAUCUCGAACAAUUGCUACUUUGAGGAAUGUUCCUUUCCUAAACCAUUUGAGGGAAAACAGGAAGUUGUGCAGUUCUUUGAACAACUUAUGGCAAGCAUGGGCCAGCAUGUGAAGUUCAAAGUAGAGCACAUUUGUGAAGAUGAUGAGUUUACAGCCGGGGUGAAUUGGCACUUGGAGUGGAAAGAGACACCAAUUCCUUUCACCAGAGGAUGCAGUUUCUAUGAAUGCUCAAUAGAAGGAGACAGAUUACUGAUAAAGAAUGCCCGAGCUGUGAUCGAGUCACCAAUCAAACCCGGAGGCAUAGUGCUGACUCUGUUGAAGAAUUUGACUUCGCUAUUUGACGAUUUCCCAAAGACAACUGAAUGGUUACUGAAGAGUCCUCAAGUAAUAAUCCUGUACAUAGUAAAAAUUUACACCAUGUUUUUGGCGGCUUUCAUCAACCCAAUUGUGGCAGGCUACAUCAACAUGUGGAAAUUGGUGAUUCGAUUAUUUUGCUUAGUUCUCAACAUGCUGAUCAAGAUUCUAAAGAUUUUUCUCAAGUAACGGUCGUCCCCAUGGCGACUCCACCAUGAGAGAGCAACCAAUGGGCCAAUGAAAGGUGGAAUUGGUGGAGGCUUCCUGAAAGAAAGCUACACCAGGCUUUGCAUUCCCCUCUUUUUGAUUGACCCUCUUUCUAUAGAAUCAUUAUUUACCUGUUUCUGUGGAGUUGUGCGUAAGAUAAACACGUAUGAGAACAAAACAAAUUCUAUUUGAUCCGUGACAUUGUAAGGAAAUUAAUUUAAGGUUAUAUAGGAAUAUUUGAUGUACCAUGCUCUCAGCACUAGCAUGGAUUCAAUUCAAGCUAUUCAAGC
Mangifera indica (mango) is the source of this 1485-nucleotide messenger RNA. RefSeq lists its product as uncharacterized. Lineage: Eukaryota; Viridiplantae; Streptophyta; Magnoliopsida; Sapindales; Anacardiaceae. Bases 329 to 1177 code for a protein of 282 amino acids. The record is from RefSeq and is a predicted model, not a curated record. The transcript is spliced from 6 exons.